This is a messenger RNA of Colletotrichum orchidophilum, 1521 nucleotides long. RefSeq lists its product as uncharacterized. The transcript has a single exon. The record is from RefSeq and is a predicted model, not a curated record. NCBI's taxonomy places the organism in Eukaryota, Fungi, Ascomycota, Sordariomycetes, Glomerellales, Glomerellaceae. Bases 1 to 1521 code for a protein of 506 amino acids. Gene Ontology annotation, molecular function: oxidoreductase activity.
AUGUCGACCAGCCUUCUGUCCACGCACCGGUCAGAUCCUCCGGGGCAUCCGGCACCCGACGCCAACUACGUCGACGCCGACACCCUCCGCACCACCUUUGCGCUUGCCAUGUCGGCAAUGUACAAGUCCGAGGUGCCUCUCUACGGCGACCUCAUCCAAAUCGUCCAAACCAUCAACAAAAAUGCCCAGACCAAAAAACGACACGGGCUCGACGGCUCCGCGACAAUGCAAGCCAGCGUCGAGCGCCUCACCCUCGAGCGGCACGGCGCAAUCCGCCUCGGCACCCCCCACGAACUCCACACCGUCCGGCGCAUAUUCGCCCUCCUCGGCAUGCACCCCGUCGGCUACUACGACCUCUCCGUAGCCGGCCUGCCCAUGCACGCCACCUGCUUCCGCCCGACGUCCACGCGGUCCCUGGAACGCAACCCCUUCCGCGUCUUCACCACGCUCCUCCGCCCCGAGCUGCUCACGUCCGGCACGGCGCGCGUCGUCGCCCUGGCGCUCCUGGCCAGACGGAAACUCUUUAGCGACGCCCUCUUGGAGCUUUUGACGACCGCCGAGGAGGUCCAGGACGGUCGUCUGACGCCGGAGCAAGGGGAGCGUUUCGUGGUCGAGGCGAUUCGCACAUUCAGCUGGCAGCCUCUGGCGGCGGCGACCCACGAGGAAUACGCUCUCUUGCGCAGCGAGCAUCCUAUCCUGGCCGACAUUGCCUGCUUUCGGUCGUCACACAUCAAUCACCUCACACCCCGGGCCCUGGACAUCAAUGCCGCGCAGGAAGCCAUGCUCGCUGCCGGUAUGGCGGUCAAGAGCCGCAUCGAGGGCCCGCCGCUGCGCCAGUGCCCGAUCCUGUUGCGUCAGACGAGCUUCCUUGCUCUCCAGGAGGGGAUUCGCUUCGCAGUGUCGGGAAGAGACGAGUUCGUGGACGGCUUCCACAAGGCGAGGUUUGGAGAGAUUGAGGAGAGGGGCGCCGCCGUGACACCUGCUGGUAGGAGGCUGUAUGACGAGCUGUUGGAGGAGGCAAUGGCCACGGCACAAGAAAAGGGAGAGCCUGCUGACGCUGGAAUCGUGGACGAGAUUUUUGCAAAGGUCUUUGAAAAGUACCCGGAUGAUUGGGAUGAGCUGCGACGGCAGGGACUCGUCUACUCGGAAUACCGGUGCACCAAAACCGCCAAAGAGAAACUUCGAAGCCUCGCUGACCUCGACGCAGCGGAUCCCGCUUCUCUUUUGGAUCGGUUGGUCUCUGAGGGCGUGCUGGAAGCGCUGCCCAUCACGUACGAGGACUUUUUGCCCUUUUCGGCUGCUGGGAUUUUCCAGUCAAACCUUCAAUCCGGCACCGGCUCGAGGGAAGCUACGAUGGGCGGCAAUGAGGAGUUGACGGGGCCGGAUGUGGAUGGGUACGAGAAGGCGCUGGCGAGAGAGAUUCUUGACGCGAACGAGUUGUAUGCGCAGGCCCAGAUGAAGAGUUUGCAGACCUGCGCGGAGGAGCUGGGUCUGAGUAUGGGCAUGAUUCCUCGAAUUUGA